GGGAAGUGUUGCAAUAAAACGUCUGCAACUCAAAAUCCGAUUCCAGAGAACUCCCGGAAACAAAUCACUUUUAUACUCUGAUCUGAUGUGCGUGGAGGGUGCGUUCUUAUUUCCCACAAACAAGGAUAAUCUCCUAUGUCACUCAAUCGAACCCCAUCCCUUUUUGAAUUUGUUGAAUGAGGAUGUUGCAAUUGAUCUAUGAGAACUAUAACCACUUCUGCUUUCCUGCGAGGAAAGAGAUUUCUGUCAAAAGGCCUUUUCCUGCACUGUUCUGACAAUAGCACAGAAUAAACCACAGGAGCACAGAAGCUCUCCGAAGUCCUGGAGAAAGGCAGCUCUCCUGCACCAAGAGGUUUGGCUCCUUGGACUUCUACUGCUGAGCACAACCUUCCAAAGAGGCUGAAGUUUCAGGGAUGAGAACAUGGCUUGUCCCCUUGAGACCUUCUUCCUUGGGUUAAUUUCAACGCAGUUGCUUUGGAAAGGUGUGAUAGUUAGAAAAUUGAAAGGGUAUGACCUGAACGCUCCUGAUCAGGUGUCGGUAGAGGAAGGGCUCUGUGCCAUGAUUCCUUGCAAUUUCACUUAUAAAGAAAAGGAUGCCUUGAAGGAUGCAACAUUGACUGGACUUUGGAAGAAAGGAGCAUCAGACAAUGCAGAUACUCCUGUAGUGGCCAACUCCAGUCAAGAGUCGGCUCAGAAUCGCUUCCAAAUCAUCGGGAAUCUGACAGCAGGAAACUGUUCUCUCCUCAUCUUGAAUGCCCAAAAAAAUGAUGCAGGAAAGUACUUUUUCAGAAUGGAGAAAGAUCCUAAAGCAUAUUUUAGCUUUGUCAGCUAUCCUAUCCCACGCCUGAACGUGACAGAAAGACAAUCACCAGAAAUAGAGAUCUUGUCUACGAUGGCAGAAGGACAUUCUACAAACAUCACCUGUGCAACCUUCGCAAGCUGUAGUUGGAUGCCUCCAAAGUUCACCUGGCAUGGCUUUUCCAAACCCAUCGACUCUCAUUCGCAGUUGAAUGGGACCCAGGUUUACAGCUCAGUGGUGAAUUUCUUACCUUCUGCUGCAGACCACAAGCGGAAUAUCAUCUGCAGGGUCAAUUACACAAAUGAGACCGAUCCUGAUUCCAGAGAGACAAGUGUCCAACUGAAUGUCAUUUUUAAACCACAGAUGCUAGGGAUCAACGUGGAACGUUUUCACUCCAAUAAAAGUAAGUUGUGUGACUCUCCCAGCAGCUCAGGAAGAGAUAUCAAAAAAAAGGCAGAAAAGGCUAGCAGGAGUUGA
Pantherophis guttatus is the source of this 1276-nucleotide messenger RNA. Lineage: Eukaryota; Metazoa; Chordata; Lepidosauria; Squamata; Colubridae. The record is from RefSeq and is a predicted model, not a curated record.